AUUAAGGACUUAGGACUUUAUCAAGACAUGCUGUUCAAGGACCACAGCUUCUUUGGACUCACACAACCUCCUCAGGGGACUCGCAAACAUCUUCAAGGACCCUUAAAACCUGUUGUAGGCUGCCACAGCCUCCUCAAGAAGCACUACAACUUACUCAAGCACCGAAACAUCCUGCGGUAUCCCACAGCAUCGUCUUGGAAGUCUGCAGCCUUCUGAAAGACGCCUGUGACCCCUACACCGUCCUCGGCCUGCCCCGCCCCUCACGGAGACAGGCAGGGAGACCCGCUGAUGAAUAAGUAACAUUCAUUCAAAGAAGCGACAGACACAGACUCCUCUUCAAACUGUCUUUCCUCCGUGGGAGCGGGAGGCUCGUCGCUCUGCCGGUGUUGGCCACUGUUGCUCGGAUCAGCUUCGACACACGACCCGGCGGACCGACACGCAGCGGGGCAGGUCACGCUACAGUGAUGUCAUCACUCCUCAUCCCUUUCCUCCUCCCCUUCCUCAUCCUCACCCCCGCUUUGAUGCUGGAGUUUCGUUACCACAACAACCGUGAGAUGGAGCAGUACCUCCUCCAGAUCAACGCCUCCAACCCUGACAUCACACACCUGUACAGCAUCGGCCAGUCUGUCAGAGGUCAGCAGCUGUGGGUGUUGGCUCUGGGUCUCAGUCCUCGGCGUCACACUGUUGGUAUCCCAGAGUUCAAAUAUGUGGCAAACAUGCAUGGAAACGAGGUCCUUGGCCGAGUGCUGCUGCUCCAGCUAAUCGACGACCUGGUGCGUGGUUACCGCAACAACGAAGCGUGGUCGUUGCAGUUACUGAACAGCACCCGCAUCCACAUCCUUCCUACGAUGAACCCCGAUGGCUUCGAUGAAGCGGGCACACACUGCCAGUACAGCCAGGGCAGGUUCAACCAUAACGGCAUCGACCUGAACAGGAACUUCCCCGAUGCUUUCGCCGGCGUCCGAAGGCAACAGCAGCUUGAUGAGCAGAAGAGGGAGGCAGAGGUGAGGGCUGUGAUUGGCUGGUUGAGGACCGAGAGUUUCGUCCUCUCCGCAAACCUUCACGGAGGAGCUCUGGUGGCCAGUUAUCCUUACGACAACAGCAACGGAGGCAGCGAGCUGAUGGGUGGAGCCAGCAUCACCCCUGACGACGAUGUGUUCAUUCACCUGGCCAAGGUGUACUCUCACAGCCAUGCCUCCAUGCACCUGGGCGACCGCUGCGACGACAGCGCAUCGUUCCUGGAGGGCAUCACCAACGGAUACCAGUGGUAUCCUCUGGCAGGGGGCAUGCAGGACUAUAACUAUGUGUGGGCUCAGUGUUUGGAGUUGACUCUGGAGGUUUCCUGCUGCAAGUUUCCUCCAGCCAACGAACUUCCUGCUCUGUGGACGGAGAACAAGAAGGCUCUGCUGGCCUUCAUCCAGCAGGUCCACCUGGGGGUCAAAGGUCGUGUGAUUGAUGGUUCUGGAGUGCCAGUGCCGAACGCUGUGGUAGAGGUCAAAGGUCGUAAGAAUAUGUGUCCGUUCAUAACCAACCAACAUGGAGAGUACUACAGACUGCUGCUGCCUGGAAACUACAGCUUCACAGUGACGUAUCCGGGUCACGAGGUUUUGACAGAGACCCUGAACGUCCCGUAUGGUCCUGAUCAAUUCUCCGCCAUGAAACACGACUUCCUGUUACAACGCACCCAGGCUAACGCCACCCAAGCCACCCCCAGUCAAGCUAACACCACCCACGUUAGCUCAACCCCUACCUGUAACUGCACGUUACACCUGGAGGCGGGCGGAGCCAUCACCAGGCCCACAUGGACAGGUCUCGGCGUGGCGCUCGGGUUUGUGGCGGCGCUCCGAUUCAUCACAGACUGAAGCAGCCUGGUGCUCAGUGUGACCUCUGGUCAGCAGGAGGUCGCAGGUUUGAUUCCAGCAGAAGCUCCUGCUGAACACUGAACCUUCAACCUGCAAAACACAAGCACAGCAAAAACCCCGUGGUCCACCAGAGGUUUCUAAAGAGACGUUUUGACCCCAGGACUUUGGGUUCACCGCAGGCUGGAGCGUAAAACCCUGGUCACAGCAGAAUGUGACAAAGUUCAGAUCCAUGAAAACUCAGAGGAGCUCGCUCUGAGCAACGCAGCAAUGAUUCACACUUACAGGCCUUUUUCACAGGAGACAUUUUGGUUUGUCACAGUGGGAAAAGCACAGGCGUAAAUUAAAAUAGUGAUGGAUGAAUUCCUUUUAGCUGUUUCAGUUUCCAGGUCCUCAGAUUGUGAUUGUUCAUGUUUUUAGUAACGCCUGUGCUUUUCCUGCUGUGAGUCAAAAUACCCGGGGUAACUGACAAACGGCUGUAGCUGCUGAGCACGGUCACAAACCAAACGACAAGUCCACACAGUUUAUCCACGUGUUGGUACCAGCUGUUUCUGCGAGGCAGUUUAGACUCCGGCAGAGGAGGGAACACAGGAGCGGCCUGUGAGCUGUAACAGCUUCCUCUGUUUCAGACUCUCUGGCUCUUUGUUCCCUCAAAGGAAGUUCACGUGUCCAAGAUUCAGCAACGCUGAACUUGACACAAAGGGUUUGCACAGAUUUACUUCAGCGCACUCACUGCAGCGAUGUCAGUGAAAAUAAUUUAUUGUGCUGCGACGUUUCACCGUUUUAAAUGCUGCUGUGACGGGGCCUUAUUCUCAAUGAAGUGAAAUUAACUACUGAACAGAUUUGGGGGAAAAAAAACGGAUUGACUUUGUAUUUGUAAAGAACGGGAACAACUCCACAAAGAAAAUUUAGGAUUUAAGGGAAGAGACAGAGGAACCUCAGGAACAAUAAUAGAAACACAAAGUGCAACUACACUGUCGCUUUCCUGCUCUAUAGAGACAAGUGAUGCACUGUCACAGGAAUAAACAGGUUUCAAAUCUGGUUUUAUCUUCCUCCAAAGGAAGCUGGGAGUUUACUGAAAAGGGGUCACGGGAGGAAAAAGCUCGACUGCCUCAGGGUUUUAUCGUGGGAUAACAGGAAGUCCUCCCUGCUGAGAUGUUACAGCAUGUGGAGGAGUGCACGGAGUGACAAGGUUCAUUAAGUGUGGUGGAGCUAGACUGUAAUUUUAUAUGUGAGGAGGAGCACUUUAAAAUUAGCACUUACAGGGACAGAAAGCUGUUUUUAGAAAGGGAAGUGUUUAAACCAGAGAAAAGGACGUGGACUGUGGAAAUACAGACACAUGCUGUGAAAUGAAGUGGUCCUGGUGACGCCACACGUUACUCAUCCCUCUGAACUCACUAAGGUGCGUUGGAUUUACGACACCAGAGUAUCAGGCUGAGUCAUCAGACGUGUUCGGACAGGUAUUCAUCCUUUCUGCUGGUUUAAGUGUGUUCAUGGCAACAGGACAGUUUAAUCCAGUGGUUCUCAACCUGGGGCUCGAGGCUCCCAUCAGCCUGCGGGGUCACGAGAUGAUCAAUAAGAAAUAAGAGAAAAAUGUAAUAACAAUGAUAGUGUAGAAAUAAUAAAGAGAUUUAAAAAAUAAGCCUGAAUAAACAUUUUCAAAAAUCCUUUAAUUAAUAAAAAAUUAAAACAAACUCAAAGGCACCACCUGGUGGCAGAAGCUGUGCAGCACACCCACAAACACCAGGACCUAAAAUAUUAAUUUGUGAACCUGAAGCUUAAACAAACAUGUGACUUCAGUAAAUGUGAAGUUUAACUAUUGUCUGAAAAUCCUUCACGGCCGAAGGGUCACAGGCCACAAAAGGUUGGGAAUCACUGGUUUAAAUGAAAAACAGGGACAAUCUGAUGCCUGGGAAUCAAACCUGUGGCCUCCGUCAGUGAGAGGAGGAGGCGCCUGAACCCUCAGCUCAUACACCAUCUGUACACAGUAUAUAUUUAUAUACAGCAUAUAGACCGAUGCGUAUCGAGUUCAGAGCAGCUCCGGUAACCAAACAACAGGUGUGGUUCCUGUUUUAACGCAGGGUCCGAGGUCAGGGAACGUCCCGCUCAGCAUCAGCCUACAGCUCAGACUCAGAAACUCAGAGGCCUUCUGCAGGUUUUUCCCCUCGUUCAAACUUUGUUUUUGCCAAAUAGCAGUUUUUCUACUUUUCUACUGUUUGAUAUUAAAUGUUGUUCCAUGAAACAAAAAUCCUCUGUGCCAUGUUGAGGCGACGGUGACUGCAGGCUUCAGUCACACCUGAAACAUCAGACCUCAGGAGAGUCUCUGCUUUUCUUCUGUUUAACGUCUCAUGACUGUAAAACUCUCAGUGGAUGCUGAAACCUUUGGACUUGACCUUUAACUGACGCUGCUCAGUAAGCCUGGUUCUUGAAGGGAAUCUCAAAUUAAAAGUAAAAAAAA
Toxotes jaculatrix (banded archerfish) is the source of this 4317-nucleotide messenger RNA. It is a transcript of the gene cpm, whose product is annotated as carboxypeptidase M. Gene Ontology annotation, biological process: proteolysis. The transcript has 11 exons. NCBI's taxonomy places the organism in Eukaryota, Metazoa, Chordata, Actinopteri, Toxotidae. Gene Ontology annotation, molecular function: metallocarboxypeptidase activity; zinc ion binding. Bases 465 to 1862 code for a protein of 465 amino acids. The record is from RefSeq and is a predicted model, not a curated record. Gene Ontology annotation, cellular component: cell surface.